Nelumbo nucifera (sacred lotus) is the source of this 2771-nucleotide messenger RNA. The record is from RefSeq and is a predicted model, not a curated record. NCBI's taxonomy places the organism in Eukaryota, Viridiplantae, Streptophyta, Magnoliopsida, Proteales, Nelumbonaceae.
AAAAGCGUUAAAACUUAAAACCAUAUAAGUAUCGAAAUCGUUGCCGUCUCUAUCGCCAUCCCAGGUCUUUCCCUCAAUCUUUCAACCAUGUCAUGGCAGCUCAAGCUUUUUCCACUUUCUUCUUUUUCCUUUCUUCUCUCUUCUUCUCUUAUUCAAUGGGUUCUUCUCUAUUUUGUCUGCACCAAAUCGUUUUUUCUCGUUUGUCGUUAUAAUUUCUCCGCCUCCCUGUUUCAUGCACAUAUUUAUUUUCGGAAAAAAGGCACCAUUUUAUCCUUAUUCGGCGAUUUUCGGACGUAAUUGUGUUGAUUAUCGUGUUUAUACAUCUCUGUUCAAGCUUCAUAGAAAAAGGUUUUUGUUUAUUUUUUCAGAUGUUGUGAAGUUAUCAUACGAAGAGAUUCUGCUAAGGGAGAAAUUUGGUAUUUUCCUUGUUAAGAACUCAAAGGAGUUUACAGUUCACGACUUCUGGGUCCAGUUUCUUCAAAUGAAAGCUUACAAAGAUGUGCUCAGGCUUCGUCAUUGCGUUUUAAUUUGGUUUAUAAGAUUGGAAUGCUCCAGUAGCAUUGCCUUUCAUCCUUAGAUGAUGAUACAAAGGACAUACUACAUGUGAUCUUUGUUUCUCUGAUGAAACAACUCAGACGCCACUGUAGAAUAUACAGAAUCGAAUGGAGAAAAUUGUUUUUUGUUGUUGCCAUCGUUACAACAGCUGGAACUGUGCUUCAAUCGUGUACUCUUCCUUAUCUACUGACCAUGUCGUUUCUCUUUCCCCCAGCAACAGUCUCAUCACACAACGCCUCAGUUGCUAUGGUACAGGAAGGGUAGAUAAGAAGGAAGUAUUACCAAGUAGUUCUAGGAGGAAGAGGAGGAAGCGUGUUAGGAAAGAGACAUUUGAUGAGUUUAAGGUCGCACCCCCUCCACCUAAAACAGUGCCCUCUAAAUGGCAGAAAUAUGUAUGGUCUUUGCCACCUCAUGAGGCACUUUUAUAUGCCAAGAAAGAGAUCAACCACGCCCCAGUAGUUACUGAUGAUCCUGAUCUUUAUGCUGCUUUGUUUCGAAAUAUUUCAAUCUUUAAAAGGAGCUAUGAGCUAAUGGAAAACAUACUCAAAGUUUACAUCUACAAGGACGGAAAAAGACCAAUUUUUCACCAACCACAUCUAUUCGGCAUUUAUGCUUCUGAAGGAUGGUUUAUGAAGUUAAUGGAGGAAAGCCGGCAAUUUGUCACAAAGGACCCAUCAAAGGCCCACUUAUUCUAUUUGCCUUAUAGUGCACGCCAGAUGGAAGCAACACUUUAUGUUCCUAGCUUGCAUAGCUUGCAGCCCUUAUCAAUCUUUCUCAGGGACUAUGUGAACAUGAUAGCUGCCAAGUAUCCUUUCUGGAACCACACACGAGGAUCAGAUCAUUUUUUAGUUGCUUGCCAUGAUUGGGGUCCAUACACUGUGACUGCGCAUGAGGAAUUAAGCAAAAACACCAUAAAAGCUCUAUGCAAUGCUGAUCUAUCUGAAGGAAUUUUUGUUGCUGGAAGAGACGUCUCCUUGCCAGAAACCACCAUAAGAAAUCCAAGGAAACCUCUCAGAGAAGUUGGUGGGAAAAGAGUUUCUCAGCGCCCAAUCCUUGCCUUCUUUGCUGGAAAUAUGCAUGGUAGGGUCCGUCCCAUCCUGCUCAAGUACUGGAAAGGUAAAGAUGAAGAUAUGAGGAUUUAUGGUCCUCUACCAAACAGAAUUUCCAGGAAGAUGUCUUAUAUUCAACAUAUGAAAUCAAGCAGGUUCUGUAUCUGUCCUAUGGGCUAUGAGGUGAACAGUCCCCGGAUUGUUGAGGCGAUAUAUUAUGAGUGUGUUCCAGUGAUCAUUGCAGAUAAUUUUGUUCCUCCAUUUAAUGAAGUGUUAGAUUGGAGUGUAUUCUCAGUGAUUGUUGCAGAGAAGGAUAUACCGAAUUUGAAGGAUAUCCUCUUGGCAAUCCCUUUGCGACGGUACCUUUCUAUGCAAACAAACGUGAAGAUGGUGCAGAAGCAUUUUUUUUGGAACCCAAGACCAAUCAGAUAUGAUAUCUUCCACAUGAUUCUGCAUUCAAUUUGGUUUAAUAGGCUGAACCAGAUCCAACUUCCACAAUGAUAGUAAAAUACUGAGAGUUUGUUUGGGUGAAAAUGGAAUAUGUCAGAUGUAUCAUAAAUUAGUCUUUCCUAACAAUGUACAGAACAGACUCACUCAGAAGAGAGCUGACCUUGGAAGACGAAAUGGAUGGAGCAGGACUACAAAUUCAAUGAAGUGUAUAAUUCUCAUUGUUAUCGGAGUGAAAUAAACGGCUCUUAGGGCUACUCUAGAAUGUACAGUUUAGACAAACAGAGCUCAGAGCAGGCAUGAAUAUCUGAAAGGAAGAAAGGCUGACCAAAAUGAAGGUCUUGUAUUGUAGGUACAAAAUGUUGGUUGAGCUAAUAAGUGCUGCCUAGGGGGUUUUGGGGUGCAAGAGAAGAAAGAGAAGUAUGCAUCUGGGGUUGGCAACGAGGCCACAUUUCACACCUAAUACGAGCUGGCCGUCUCUUAUAGGUGCACUUUCUCUUACUUUCCUACAGUUUCCUAUCUUCAAGUAUUUUCUUUUUUCUUUCUUUUUUUUUUUUUUUUUGAGUUGGGCGCUUCUCUGCUGUAAGAGAGGUCUUUUUAUAAAUGUGUAAAAUAGAGGGAUGAAUCAUCAUUGAAUCCCAAGAAGUAAGAACAAAGCGUCUGAAUCCAUUUCACACUCUUAACAUUGUUACAAGUGGGGGCAAAGUCUGCUUUAUUGUA